CAACUCUCAAACGGUUGACUACGUGGGAAAGGAACAAGGAAGUGUGGAUAUAUUGUACAUUUAUCUAAAAACUGUUCUCAUUUCAAAGGAUACAAGUGACUACUUAGGACAUAGAAUGAAGUAGAUUCACAUGUUUGGGAAUUGUGUGUUGUUCCUCCCAAGACAUUAUGAAGCACACUUCACAGCCUUUAGGUCUUUGGAGAAAGGGGUUGUCACUAGCCAUCACUGUCAAUGUACUGAUGAGUGUGACCUUGACCCCAUGCCAGGGGAAGGUCAUCAAACUCAAGUUGCAUCAUGGCCGCCAACAGACAGACCUUCGUGCCUGGUCAGCGCAGCAGACGUGCAACUCAAAACCUUCAUGGUCAGUCUGGCGAGGGUUACUAUAUCGAGAUGAACAUCGGUACGCCUCCGCAGAAGUUAAAUGUCCUUGUUGACACUGGCAGCAGCAACUUUGCCAUCGCAGCAUCGCAGGAUGAUGAAAUCAGCAAGUUUUUUCACACCAACGAGUCCUCCACGUAUGAGGAUAGUGGGAGGUCUGUGUAUGUCCCUUACACCCAAGGGGACUGGACAGGGGAGCUAGCCACUGACAUGGUCAACCUCCCAUCGCUGCCCAACAUCACCGUCAGGUCCAACAUUGCCUUCAUCACAAGGUCUUCCAACUUCUUCAUCAACACAUCAGACUGGCAGGGCAUCAUCGGAUUCGCAUAUCAGGAAAUUUCACGGCCUGAUGGGGAUGUGGAACCAUUCCUUGACAGCCUGGUGAAGCAGGGUCAUGUCCGGAAUCUCUUCUCUAUCCAGCUGUGUGGGGCUAAAGCACUGCCCAAUUCGGUUUCUCUCAACAUGAGCACAAACUCAAUGGAUGGGACAAUGCUGUUAGGGGGAGUGUCAGGCUCUCUGUAUAAAGGCAACAUCUUCUACACCCCCAUACACCGGGAGUGGUACUACGAGGUCGUCAUCGCAGACAUCCUCGUCAACAACAAAAGUCUCAAGCUGGAUUGUAAAGAGUACAACUAUGACAAAACCAUCGUGGACAGUGGAACUACAAACCUGCGUCUCCCGGACAAAGUCUUCCAGGCCCUGGUGGAGGGCAUUCAGAACAAACUCAGUGUCCCCGACUGGUAUCCGUCUCAGUACUUCUGGAGCGGCACAGAGGUGGUGUGUUGGACUGACCUGGCCAUCGCCUACACGGGCUUCCCCACAGUGUCUGUGGCUCUCAUCAUGACCAACAACACCUUCUUCCAUCUCACUCUACUACCUCAGCAUUACCUGCGUCCAGUGCAAGAUCCCAGUGAUCCAACUUUGAGCGGCUUCUGCUUCAAGUUUGGCAUCGCCUCGUCUACAGCAGGAACUGUACUGGGGGCUGUCUUGAUGGAGGGUUUCUACGUGGUAUUUGACCGUGAACACAAACGGAUCGGCUUUGCAGAGACAACGUGUCCUCCUAGAGAUCCCAGCUCCAUUGGACCUGAUUCCAAAAUCUCCGGCCCUUUCACACAAGCAGAUAAGCAUCUGAUGAACCAGUGUGCAUACAAGAAGCCAGACCAAAAGAACGGCAGCCUGAUGGUGGUGGCCUAUGUAAUGGCAGGAGUGUGUUUCCUCUGUGUCACGCCUCUGCUCGUCAUGGUCAUACAGUACCAGGUCCGCAAAUGUCGAGGUCGACCAAGGGGAGACAACUCAGAUACAGGGAAUCUUAUAAACAGAUGACAACCACUAAAAACUAUUGAAUAAUGUCAAGUCUUCACAUAUGCGGGCAAAUAUUGAAUUAUUUUCUUUAAAUACAAGGGAUUAUUGUAUUUCAUCAAUUCCAAGUGAAAUUUAAGGCAGAUUUCCUAAGUUUCUGCUGAAUGUUUUUAAAGAAGGUGCAUUGGCAACAAUCAAAUUAGGAUUUACAAAUUAAUUAAGAUUUAUGAAUACCUGUGGCUAAGGUGUUCUAUAUAGUUUGUUCUUAAACAGAUUUAACUGUUUAAAACACAAGUAACUAAAAGAUAUUUAUCCAGGUCCUUUUUACAUCGAAACAACUUUUUUUUAUGUUAAAUAAUGGAUUCCAAAAUAUGGUAAACAUAAUUUGUUUUCAAAGAGUCUUUCACUGUUAUCAUUAUGUCAGGUGUCUAAGCAAUAAUGGUGACCAAAAAUGAUCAAAUCCUGGUAACGGUCUGUUUGCAAGUAAUUUACGACACAAUGUUAAACAAUUUUUUUUAGAUCAUGAUAGUAUUUAAUAUUUCUCAUGUGGACAGUGAACCCCACAAUAUGAACUUGGAAAAUGUUUAUUGGGAAAUAUAUCAGAAAUUCUAUUUAUUUAUGAAAGAUAGUCACAAAAUUAUGGUCACUGAUGUCAAAAUAUGUCUGUCUCAUGUUGCAGAGAUGCCAACCACUCUGAUUUUCAAAUACAAAAUCCACUUUCCAAUUGUCUAUAAAAACUCCGAUUUUUUUGAAAAUACAAAUAUGUUUAUAAAUAUAGAAUGUUUGAAAGAAUUUUAGUAAAUAGCUGUUUACAUAUGUU
Molecule: messenger RNA, 2497 nt
Organism: Haliotis rubra (blacklip abalone)
Lineage: Eukaryota; Metazoa; Mollusca; Gastropoda; Lepetellida; Haliotidae
Product: beta-secretase 1-like
Exons: 11
Coding region: 295-1701 (468 amino acids)
Biological process (GO): membrane protein ectodomain proteolysis; amyloid-beta metabolic process
Cellular component (GO): endosome; trans-Golgi network; membrane
Molecular function (GO): aspartic-type endopeptidase activity
Source: RefSeq, a predicted model, not a curated record